Molecule: messenger RNA, 3183 nt
Organism: Salvelinus fontinalis (brook trout)
Lineage: Eukaryota; Metazoa; Chordata; Actinopteri; Salmoniformes; Salmonidae
Gene: poc1a
Product: POC1 centriolar protein A
Exons: 11
Coding region: 1725-3164 (479 amino acids)
Biological process (GO): cilium assembly
Cellular component (GO): ciliary basal body; centriole
Molecular function (GO): protein binding
Source: RefSeq, a predicted model, not a curated record
ACGUGCGCCGAAUACAACAGGUGUAGUAGACCUCACAGUGAAAUGCUGAAUACAACAGGUAUAGUAGACCUCACAGUGAAAUGCUGAAUACAACAGGUGUAGUAGACCUCACAGUGAAAUGCUGAAUACAGCAGGUGUAGUAGACCUCACAGUGAAAUGCUAAAUACAACAGGUGUAGGUAGACCUUAACAGUGAAAUGCUGAAUACAACAGGUGUAGUAGACCUUACAGUGAAAUGCUGAAUGCAACAGGUGUAGUAGACCUCACAGUGAAAUGCUGAAUACAACAGGUGUAGUAGACCUCACAGUGAAAUGCUGAAUACAACAGGUGUAGUAGACCUCACAGUGAAAUGCUGACUUACAGGCUCUAACCAAUAGUGCAAAAAAGGUAUUAGGUGAACAAUAGGUAGGUAAAGAAAUUAAACAACAGUAAAAAGACAGGCUAUAUACAGUAGCGAGGCUAUAAAAGCAGCGAGGCUACAUACAGACACCGGUUAGUCAGGCUGAUUGAGGUAGUAUGUACAUGUAGAUAUGGUUAAAGUGACUAUGCAUAUAUGAUGAACAGAGAGUAGCAGUAGCGUAAAAGAGGGGUUGGUGGGUGGCUGAAAAAAAGAGGGGUUGGCGGCAACUCUGAAAAACCCCCAGGGUAGAAUCAUGACGUCAGUGGUCUUCAGGUCGGAGCUCUAGAAAGAGGCCCGAGUUCCCGACUUGGAAUUCCAAGUUGGAUGACCGUUCAAACCUUAUUUUCCCAAUCGGAGUUCCCAGUUGUCUGGAAGUAUGAUAUUUACCAGUUCCGUGUUUCCAGUUGUUUUGAAAGCGGCAGAAGUCAUGCUGGAUUGACAGCAUGGCCAAUGCUGAAUGUUUAUCCUUUUAAGCUUGGAAAAGAGACCCUUAAACCCAGACUUGGACCCCACACCCACUCCAUGUCACGCCCUGACCUUAGAGAGCUUUUUUAUGUCUCUAUUUUGGUUUGGUCAGGGUGUGAUUUGGGUGGGCAUUCUAUGUUCCAUUUUCUACAGCUUGCAGGGAUCUCAGAAAACAGUUAAAAUAUUCUUUAUUUUAUGCUCCAGCAAGGAUAGUUCUGUAGUCUGCAAUUUAUUAUACUGUUUAAUACGUCCAAAUGUACUUUGCUAGAGCAACCCUGGUUAAAGUAAACUUGUAUAAAGUGACCUUUACGGGAUUCUACUGACCCCUGGUGUCUGUGGUGUUGAUUACAGUUGUAUUUUGAUCGGCCAAUUACACCACACGUCGCCUUCCCCUUUAAAAUUCUCAACCGAAGUUGGCGCUCGAUACGGCGCGCAAACUCAAACGACACUGGAGGUUGUUGUCAGCAACGUCGACUUCUAGCGUUUGUAAGCAGCAGGUGAAAUAGCAAAAAUCAUCAAACGACACUGUUUUAUGAAAAUAAUUAGCUAAUUAUAACUCGUCUGGGAACUUUGGAUGUAUGGAAACAUUUUAAUGACCGACAGUUUGCUUAUCGUGCGUAUUGAAGCCAGGAAAAACGCUAGGUAACGGUGUCUAACGUUGUGGAUAAUGAGUUGGCCUUGGUAACCAAGCAGCUGACAAACCACCCAGUGAAUUUGUAAACAAUGUCUUGUGUUGCACAUCAAUUAUUAUUAUUAUCUAUUUGUGCUGAACGUUACUGUAUUUGAGAACAGUUUGCUAGCUUACUAGGCAGUUUAGCUCGUUAUUUUCUGAGGAAGUUGUGCUUGUCCAUCACCUGAAGAUGACUUCCGCAUUGGAUGACCCAACCCUGGAGAGACACUUCAAGGGCCACAGAGACACCAUAACAAGCGUUGACUUCAACUGUAACAUGAAACAAAUUGCGACCGGCUCCAUGGACUCCUGUCUCAUGAUCUGGAACUUGAAGCCCCAAAUGAGAGCCUAUCGGUUCGUGGGACAUAAAGACGCUGUGACGUCAGUCCAGUUCUCUCCCUCCGGACACCUGGUGGCCUCAGCUUCCAGGGACAAGACUGUCCGCCUCUGGGUGCCCAGUGUGAAGGGCGAGUCCACCGUGUUCCGAGCCCACACCGGAACGGUCCGCAGUGUCAGUUUCUCCGGUGACGGACAGACCUUGGUCACCUCGUCCGACGACAAGACUCUCAAAGUCUGGACCGUUCACAGACAGAAGUUCCUUUUCUCUCUCAACCAACACAUGAACUGGGUCCGCUGUGCCAAGUUUUCACCAGACGGCAGGUUGAUAGUAUCGGCCAGUGACGACAAGAGCAUUAAGAUUUGGGACAAGAACAGUCAGGAGUGUAUCCACUCAUUCUAUGAACAUGGAGGGCAUGUGAACUACGCUGACUUUCACCCCAGUGGAACAUGCAUUGCUGCAGCUAGCACAGACAACACUGUCAAGGUCUGGGACAUCAGGACCAACAAAUUACUGCAGCAUUACCAAGUUCACAGCGGAGUGGUGAACGGUCUAUCCUUCCAUCCAUCUGGUAACUACCUGAUAACAGCCUCUAAUGACUCCACUAUGAAGAUACUGGACCUGCUGGAGGGACGGCUGCUCUACACACUGCACGGACACCAGGGUCCAGUCACAUGUGUAACGUUCUCCAGGACCGGAGACUACUUUGCCUCAGGAGGAUCUGAUGAACAGGUUAUGGUGUGGAAGACUAACUUUAAAACAGCUGACUAUGGAGAAGUUCUACGACUGCAGCAGACAGCGACCUGCGUCGACCUUGGAGGAGGAGGAGGAGGAGGAGGAGGAGGAGGAGGAGGAACAGGAAGAGGAGCAGCUUUCCCUGGAGACUCCAGGACGUCCUUGCUCCAUAGGCAGGAGUCGUCUGAGUCAGAGCUGUGUAACGGCCAGGGGCGGGGCUUACGUACGGAGGGGAGGAGUAGGAGUGGUAGCGUCACCCGGAGCCUGUCUUCCAGACCCACCCAGACCGCCAGGGCCCCCAAGGCCAGGCCCUCCUCGGUCCAGCAGACAUGCACCCAGCCCCAGACACAGACCCAGAGAGAAGGCAUGGUGCCUGCUGGUCUGGCCAGCACUCUGGAACACAUAGUGGCUCAACUAGAUGUUCUCACACAGACUGUGGCCAUCCUAGAACAGAGGCUGACUCUGACAGAGGACAAGCUGAAGGAGUGUAUUGACAACCAGCAUCAGAUCAACCUGCAACUCCACCGCAGGGAACCAGACCUCCAACCAAGGGACUAACAACCCAACUAGAUCUCCA